Messenger RNA from Vitrella brassicaformis, 3865 nucleotides. The record is from the annotation of a GenBank genome assembly. Lineage: Eukaryota; Vitrellaceae.
AUCGACAAAUUCAGCUCGCCAAGAUCUCGGCAUCAAAUGACAGAUCCCGGAGCCACGACGGCCCAUCAGCCAGCUGCGCCAGUUCCGUCACCAACCGAGAACACUGCCAAUCCCGCGCCUGGUGUGAUUGAUGGUGAAGCGCGGAAAGAUCAUAGCCGCACAAAACCCGACGAAGAUCUCGCCGAGACCCAGCCCCCCCACGGCCACAAAAGAGAGGACGGCAUCGUCAGCGUGCAUUGUUUGGUCCUGUGGCUGGGGUGCAUCGGGCUGGUGGUGCUAUCGAGCGGUGUGUUUUAUCGGUGCCGCCACUACACCGACUGGUUCGUCGAUGAGCUCUUCGCCGUCGUCAGGAACGCCGAUGCCCGAGGCGAAACGCCGCUCAAAGUGAGCCUGCCUGCCGGUUACACACACACACACACACACACACAGAGAAAGAGAGAGAGAGAGCACCAACCGCUGUCCAUGUCUGUGUGUGUGUGUGUGUGUGGACAGGAAGUGCUGUCGAACGAUUUCUGGGGCAACCGUCUUCACUUUGAGGAGGGGCAAGGGUGGACCCACAAGUCCUACCGACCGCUGACCAUCCUCUCCUACGCGGCGCAGAUCAAAUGGGGCUGGGGCUGGGGCGGCAAUACUGGCGUGCCGGACGCCAGGCCCCUGCGGCUGUUCAACUGCGUGCUGCACACGAGCAACUCGCUGCUGGUGCUGGCGUUGCAGGUGGUGGUGUGUGGCGUGCCCCCUCUGCUGGCGGCGGCGAGUUCGGGGCUCUUUGCAGCACAUCCAGUGCACACAGGCGGGAAUGAGGGAGGGAGGGAGAGGCCCCACGUGUGAGGUGGUGAGGUGCUCCGUCUGUCUGUCUGUCUGUCCUUAGAGAAUAUCGUCUACCUGGUGGGUCGUGCAGACGCCCUGGCGACCUUCUUCUACCUGGCAGGCGCACUCGCCUACUUCGGCAUGCAGAAAGGAGGUGCCAAACGGCACACUACUCGCAGCACCGAAGCCACCAGCCUUAUCGUGGCAGUCGCGUGUUCCAUCCUGGCGGGUCUGAGCAAGGAGACGGGCUUCACGCUGCCCGUCUUCCUUGCCGCAUGUGAGAUGAUCCUCUUCCCGCCAUCUCUGUGGCGGUGCAGCGGACUGCUAGCGUCGUUUCUCUGCCUGUUCAAGCUCAGGUCCGCCCUCGUGGGCGGAACACAGGUCACUGAGAGGGGGGGAGGGGCGGGGUGCAAGUGAUGUGUGGUGUGGUGUGGUGUGGUGUGUUGGGCUGCAUUGUGCAGGUAGGUUUCUCGCCAGUGGACACGCCGAUUCCGUAUGAGAGCAGCCGGCUGACGAGAUGGCUCUCGUACAUGAACCUCCAUAGGAUAUAUUUCGGGUGAGUCAGCCGAUGGAUGGAUGUGUGGAUGGAUGGAUGGAUGUGUGUGUGUCAGUCUGAUGGUCCUGCCGUGGAACCUGUGUUGGGACUACUCGUACGACUCUGUCCCGAUGGUUACCUCGAUCACCGAUCCAAGAUGCAUACAAACCCUGCUCGUUUAUGCGCUGUAAGCCAUGGGCCACACAACCACCCUUUUGAUACUCUUCCACUCGUUGACGGCCAGGCUGUUUUCUGGAGGGGUUUACGGCCUGCUGGCCAUACGAUGGCCUCAGAGGCACGUUCCCCAGCUGGUGCGCUGCCUCAUCCACCCACUCCGCGGAUGCAGUGGGGGCAGCCAAGGCCAACAGCCACUACUGGACAACACCAUAAGUGCUGAAGAGAAGCCGACCGAGGACACAUCGAGUGCUUCUGCAGCAGACGAAGACGUCAGCAGUGAGCGGGAGGGAUCCACGGUGCCUGCCAGCCCGGCUGAGGAGGAAGCUGUCGAGGAGCACGCUGACGUGUCCAAAGGGACGACUGUCGACCAAGCCGCCGCUAGAGACGUGUUUGGUGGGGAGGAGAAUGGCGAGAAUGGUGAGAAUGGCAAGGAUGGGCGAGCGAGGCCGACCCCAGGUGCUCAGCUGCUGAUGGGGCUGUCUUUCAUUAUCGUUCCCUUCAUGCCGGCGUCCAACGUGUUCUUCACUGUCGGUACGCAGCCACCACCCACACACACAUCCACACACCGUGUGUGCGUCUGUCUGUUCGUGUGUGUGUGUGCGUGUGUGUGCGUGUGUGUGUGUGUUUAGGCACAGUGAUCGGCGAGAGGCUGCUGUAUCCUUCCACAGUGGGAUGGUCUCUUGUGCUGUCGGCCAUCGGUACCUACGCGAGCGUCGGAUGCGUCUGGAGUCGUCCCUCCCCUCUGUCUCUGUGUGUGUGUGUGUGUGUGUGUUGAUCAGGGGGACUCCUGUGGGGGCCUGGGGAGGCGCGUUCGGCGGGAUGUCGACGGGGUAGACGUGUCGCCGUAUUGGCGGCUUACAUGGCCUUUCUGCUGCUGCUUGGCGGUAAGGUACAUCAGCGACUUGAGAGCAAGGAAAUGCUGUCUGUCCAUCCCUGUGUGUGCGUGUGUGUGUGUGUGUGUGUCAGGGUGGUAUGUCUGGCGGUCUGCCGUGCGUGUCGAGCAGUGGUCGUCCCGAGCAAGCCUCUUCGUGGCGGACGCACGCGUCAACCCACGAUCAGCAAAGGUCACCCACACGCGUGUUGGGUGGAUGUCUCUUGAUCUCUCCCAUCUCUCUUUGUCUGUGUGUCUGGGUGUCUGUCUGUCUGUCUGGUGUGUGUGUGUGUGUGUGCAGGUGCUCCACAUGUACGCGGCCACUCUGCACAGCUCGGGCAGGUAUGACGAAGCCCUCCGCUGGUACAAUGAGAGCCUCGCCAUAUUCGACGACAACGCCCUCACUGACUACGCCGUCAUUCAAGUAGGUGAAGACAGGCAGGUGUGCCGUUCUGAUGGAUGGAUGGAUGGAUGGCGGCCGCAUCGCGCAGAUCUACUUGGUGCAGAAUCGGUUUCGUGACGCGUACGAGAGGUUCCAGAAGGUGCUGGGUGGGCACUUCAACGGCUUCGGAAACUUCAACCGAUGGCUGCUGCUCAUCGACUUUGGCUUCACACUCAUCGGUACGCCACACAGACAGACAGACAGACAGGGAUACGGCCACACCCGUCCGCCUCUCCCUCUCUCUCUCUGUGUCUCUCUCUUGUAGUGCUGGAGCGUUAUGCCGAGGGCAUUCCUGUGAUCAGCGAGGGCCUCUCCCUCAUGUCUGAAGCCGCAUACGCACAAAAUGCACUCGGUCGGCGACUGACGUGACGCUCUUAUCCAUCCAUCCGUCCAUCCAUCGAUCCAUGUGGGAUGUGCUGGUCGGUCAGCGUAUGCCCACUACAAGACGGGCAGCCUCGACAAGGCGCUGGACGCCAUCCUGCACGGUGGGGCAACAUAAGAACCCGGGAGAGGAGAAGGCGAUCACUCUGCCACUCUGUGUGCCGUGAAUGUGUGUGUGACAAACCUGCAGCCAUCCGUCUGGAGUCCGGCAACUGGGUGGUGUGGAAUAACGCGGCUGUCGUCGCAGCCACAGGCGGCAGAAUCGACUACGUACCUAGCCCCCACACCCACACACACGGACAGACGUCACACGUGUGUGUGUGUGUGCACAGGGAAUGAGUUGUCUGCAGCAGGCGGCCGAGCGGUGUGGUGGGACGAGUGCUGCUGAUAGCCGAGGGCAAGCCGUGCUGGCGCAUAAUGCCAGGCUCAUGCAGCAGCAGCAGCAGCAGCAAAGCCAGGUGCGCUGGAGUGGUAAGGAAGCACACGAUUUGACCCGAGCCUUGUUUGUGUGUGUGUGGUUGGCUCAUCAGGGCAUCGCUGGUGGUGUUGGUGGCGCUGGCUACCGCUUUGAGCUGUUUUACCCACAGACUCACUGACGGACGGCCGGGUUAAUGGAUCGACAAACUUGGACGAAACUCCCUCUUAAAAUUUG